This is a messenger RNA of Trypanosoma theileri, 2973 nucleotides long. RefSeq lists its product as uncharacterized. The record is from RefSeq and is a predicted model, not a curated record. Lineage: Eukaryota; Euglenozoa; Kinetoplastea; Trypanosomatida; Trypanosomatidae. The coding region runs from base 1 to 2973 and encodes 990 amino acids. The transcript has a single exon.
AUGAGCCGGGCAGACAAACAGCAUCAUCGCGAUCACGUGGUGGGGACGGCCGGCGAUGCCUCCGUGCGGGUCUACGCCUUCGCCAACAGCCGCCCCGCCUACCGCGUCGUCUUCGCCCCGGAGGAGCCGCUGAUUGUCCUCAAGACCCGCGCCAGUGCCGGCGGCCCGCAGCACCCGUGCGCCCAGUGGGCCCCGUUCGCCGCCGUCGUCUUCCGCUGCCGGCCAAACACCACAGCGGCCGUUUACGUCGUCGACACCACACAACUCCCAGAGGCCGCCAUGCGGGAGGAAAACACCGUCGGCGGUCAUCCCAUUCACCAGCAGACGAAUCACAAUAAUGGUGGGGAUGUGAAUAGUAGUAAUAGUAGUAAGAAUGUGAAUUGUGUGGGUCCAGUGGUGCGGCGGGUGGCGAAUACAAUAGCGCGGCUCAAUCCACACAACGCCACGAUGAUUGCCGCCGGUGUGUCGGCACCAAUCGCACUGAAGUACGCCAUUGCAGGGGAGAAGCGACAUGGACACAGCGAUCGUCUCGUGCGGCGACUGCUGCUGGUUUGUCCACCGUCUCUAGAUGCACUGAAACAACUUGUGCGGCCAGACAUAUCAUCAACAACAACAACAACGGCAGAUUCACAGUCAUAUCCAAAACUGCAGCUGAUGGUGAUGCUCUCCGAUACUUCACAACUGCAGCGAUGGAAGGAUUGGUUACAAGAGACUGCCAACACUACCUCUUGGUUGGACUCGUGGAGUAUAUCUACUAAUCUACAACCAUCGCUGUUUGAGGCCGUGGCGAGAGAGGUCGGUAUUACCGCAGAUGGUACGGAAGUAAACCUGCAAACACACUAUAAGACACCGCGUGUGUUUCGUAUUGAUUUUGUCUUAAGUAAAGCUACGAAAAAAACAGAGCAAUACGUUACACUGAGUCCUCUGACUACAACAGGAUGUGAUGAAAAUGAUGAUGAUGAUGAUGAAAAUGAUGAAUAUGAGGAUAAUGAUACAGAGAGCCAUUCAGAUGUAGAGAAAGAAGACCAUGAGGGAGAAACAACAAGGAGGAAGUGUAAAGGUGAUCAUGACGGAGAAUCCUGUUGUGAUUCACAUGAAUCUCAUGAAGAUGAGGUUGGAGAAACUGUAUUUGGACUCACAACAUUACAGCAUUGCAGUCACCCAACAAAUGUGAUUGUAGAGGGUCGCCUUAUGGAUACUGAAGGGACUAUUUUAGGUACAACAGAGGGACGAGUGAUAAUACAUGGACUUCAUGAAGCUAUAAAGAUGAAUGAUACAACGAUGGGAAAACAAAAAAUAACAAAAGGAGUGGCCCUUCACGUGGAGUCUCGUCUAAAUCGAGAUGAUUCUGGAUCUACUACAUUGGAGGUAUUGAAAGUGACACCUCUCACAAAGAUGCAGGAAAGACGAUCCAUGACUAUUUGCCCAAUGAAAGAGGUACCUUUAUACAAUGUAUCUUCUAUAGCUCAUGCUUAUGGAGCACUUCUUAUUAGAGGACGUAAAUGUGUACUUGUGCGUAGUCUUGAUGGAGAAUUUGAUGGGAUGCGUUUACCAUUCCUUAUGCAUAGUGAUGCAGAAGAAUCGUGUAUGCAAUGUGCAGUUCGGGCUCUUUGUGAACGGUGUGAUAUCAGUCCUGAUAACUUUUACAUACCAAAUUUCUUUUCACCAGUCUGUUACUAUGAUAAGAAUGGACCUGAUGGAAAAGUUCUCUGUGUAACUAUUUACAUUGCAUUAGCUGUUAGUCCACCAUCAGGUGGAGCACCUGAUACGGUAGAAGAUGAUGAAAAUCCUGGAGAACCUUAUGACUGGUUUGGAUUUAAUAAAGCAAUGUCUGUUUUACAAACAGAGGCAGAACGAGAAGUACUUGUGGAUUUACAACGUGGUGUGCGUCGUGCAUAUGAUGCUACUCUGUAUAUACCAUUAAAAGGAUUUGGUGUAUUUGGUGAAACUGUCAUGGAUGUCGGAGGCCCAUCCACCGCACUGCCGUCACUAGAAGGAUUGGAAAUGAUGGUAGUGUGUGCCCCGGGUGAUGUGAAGGGAGAAACCAUGCGUCUGGUGCGGGAGUACAUCACAGAUCGUGUGGUGAGUGUAAACGAGUCUACAUCCCGUGUGGAGAUUGAGCGAGCGGCUGUGGAAACAAUGCGGGAUGGUGCUAGAAUGCUGGUGCUUUGUCUUUCCCCUGAUGUGGAUGUGAGUCUCUUUUCAGAGGAGGAGUUAACGUAUUGGUCUGAGCGGGAGGCACGACCACGCCUGGUCACACUUCUCUUCCCAGACGUUAGUGAGAUGAUAGUGCGGGAGAAUCAUCCCACCGCAGUGGCGGCAAGAGCGGCAUUUGUGUAUGCAGUGAUGUUAUCAGAUGUACUCGUCACCGUGGAUCACAGAGUGGAAAACUUCAGCCCGUCACUGUGGGGAGUACUCCGCCUUGCCAGUUCUCUCAACGCAGAUCUCGCACUCCACGCCGGUGUAAUGGCGCGGCGUUCGAUUGAAUUCCCGCAGGAAGAAGAAAUAUCGAAUGAGGCGACAUUGCGUGAAAUCUCAGUUAGACGUGUGGGCUGCCCAAUAGUGGCUUCACGACUCGCACUCUUAUUAAAAGAAGGAGGUAUGCAGUUGUUGGGAUGCCGCAACUUCCAAGAAGAAAAAGAAGAAGAGAAUUCCACACAAACACAAUGCGAUGGUGUACUCUUAUGGGCAGAGGGAGAAGUAUGGUUGGCGAGUCGUCCACACGCACGGGGCGUGUUAACACUCGAUAUCCACUCACACUGUCUCACAUUGGAAGAAGGGGAUUUGUGGGAAAGUGAAGAAGAAAAUGAGUCCACGCGGGCAAAUGAGAUCACACUACACGUAUGGGCAACCGCCACUACACACGCCGUGUUGGAGUCUACUGUUGCGGCUGCUUUAGAUGAUAUGAUGUACACCACUAUGCCCUCUAAAGUGGAGGCUGUACGUGAUGAUAAACUUCCUCAGUGGAACUAA